Phycodurus eques (leafy seadragon) is the source of this 2362-nucleotide messenger RNA. RefSeq names its product sphingomyelin phosphodiesterase 1 (gene smpd1). Gene Ontology annotation, biological process: sphingomyelin catabolic process; ceramide biosynthetic process. Gene Ontology annotation, molecular function: acid sphingomyelin phosphodiesterase activity. Lineage: Eukaryota; Metazoa; Chordata; Actinopteri; Syngnathiformes; Syngnathidae. Gene Ontology annotation, cellular component: lysosome. The record is from RefSeq and is a predicted model, not a curated record. The transcript is spliced from 9 exons. The coding region runs from base 266 to 2044 and encodes 592 amino acids.
CGUCUUGAAGAAAACAAGCGUUGCUCACAUGCGGGUCACAUGACCAAUCAGCAGACCGUGUGACUUCCCUCAAUAACUGGAGUCGGUCGGCGGGGCUUGUCUGACCUGACCGGCGGCAGCCACCGGCGGAGGUCGAGACACGAACAACCUUUGCUCCACGACGCAACUUCUUGGGAGUCUUCACCGGUGAAGCGUGAGUCCUCACCCCGUGUGAGGACGACGACGAAGGUCCCGUCUGCAUUAGCUUCAGACUUCCACGGGGACAAUGGCACAGCUGCCCUUCCCGCAGCCCGGUUUCGGGCUGCUGACCUGCGCGCUGUUGUUCGUACUGCCUUUGUACGCUGCAUGUCACCCGAUGCGGAUCUCAGAUCAGCCGCAGCUCGUAAUGGAGCGUCUCAGCCUGCCAAUGGUCAAAUUCAACUGGACCAGCAUCUCCUGCCGCGUGUGCCAAGCACUCUUCACCAUCCUGGAUGUGGCUCUCCUGAGCGACAUCAAUGAAGAGCGAGUGGCGCGCGCCGUCGGUGAGGCUUGCAUCCGCCUCCACCUGGCCGACGAGCAGGUGUGUCGUGACAUCACUGAGCUUUUUCGGGAUGACUUCAUCCGGGCCUUGCAGGAGUCGUUGCUGUGGCCUACCGAGGCUUGCGCCUUCCUGGUGGGGCCCUCCUGUGGCAAGUUUGACAUCUACGCAUCGUGGAACAUAACCUUGCCCAAGGACCCCAAGCCUCCCGUUACGCCGCCUGUGCCUCCUAAACCUGGCUCCCCGCAGAGCAGAGUCCUGUUUCUCACCGACAUCCACUGGGACAAAGAGUACAUUACGGGCAGUGCCGCCGACUGCAAGGAGCCUCUGUGCUGCCGUAAAGACUCCUACUCCCCGAUGUGGUGGCGCCGGGAGGCUGGCUACUGGGGAACGUACGGCAAAUGCGACCUGCCGCUCAGGACGGUGGAAAAUCUCCUAGAAAAUGCCGCGGGGGCCGGACCCUGGGACUGGGUCUACUGGACGGGAGACAUACCGGCACAUAACGUCUGGUCUCAGACGAGGCAACAGCAGCUGUCUGCUCUUACAGUCAUCACCAGGCUCAUCCAGAAACAUCUCGGGCCUAAUGUGACAGUCUACCCGGCUAUUGGGAACCACGAGAGCACGCCGGUGAACAGCUUCCCUCCGCCUUUCGUUCAUGGCAACAGAUCCUCCGCUUGGCUCUAUAACACAAUGGCUGACGAGUGGUCAAAAUGGCUGCCGGAGCAGGCUUUGAAGUCUCUGAGAUACGGAGGCUUUUACACGAUCGAGAUCCAGCCGGGCCUGAGGCUGGUGUCCCUCAACAUGAACUUUUGUGCUCGUGAGAACUUCUGGCUCAUGGUGAACUCCACUGACCCCGCUAACCAGCUGCAGUGGCUGGUCCAUGUACUCCAGACCAGUGCAGACAAGGGGGAGAAAGUUCAUAUCAUUGGUCAUAUUCCACCUGGUCUGUGUUUGAGCAGUUGGAGCUGGAACUACUAUCAUAUUGUCAACAGAUAUGAAAGUACCAUUACGGGUCAGUUUUUUGGACACACACACUUUGAUGAGUUCCAGAUGUUUUAUGAUGGGGAGACCAUGACUCGCCCACUGGGGGUUUCAUUCAUUGCUCCCAGUGUGACCACCUAUAUCAAUUUAAACCCAGGUUACCGUGUGUACUACGUAGAUGGGAACUAUCAAGGCAGCUCCCGGAUGGUUCUGGACCACGAGACUUUCAUCCUCAACUUGACAGAGGCCAACCAUAAAUCGGGAGAGCCCAAAGAGAACCCCAAGUGGACUCUGCUGUACCGCGCCACAGAGACCUACGGGCUCGCCAGCCUUUUCCCCUCCGAUUUGGACAAGCUCGUACAGGGCUUCUUCGGGGACGAGCGCCUCUUCCAGAAGUUCUGGUACUUCCGACACAAGGGGCACGUCUCGGAGCCGUGCAAGGAGACUUGCAAAACCGCCAUCUUGUGCUUUUUACGAAGCGGCAGAUACGACUUACUGCAGAAGUGUGACCUCAAUGGUGUCAAAGUUAGAAAAAGUCUGUGUUAGGCAAAGCAGCAAUGACAUCACACAGAAAUGUUUUGUUCCUCGCUGCUAGUAUUUCAGGGAGAAUAGCCAUGACAUGAACAAUAGGUUUGACCUCAUGUGGUGUGCCCAUGCUUUAAUUUUUGUUUCCAGCUAAAAAUGUUUUCUGUUUACUUGAAAUGCAAUAAUGUUUGUUCGCAAUCAAUCCAAAUACAGUGGCACUAUACUUUAUUUCACACACAAUGUCCAUCUGCAUCAUGACAAAUGUAGCUUGCUGAUUGCCUGUAUAAAUUGUGAAUAAAAUAUAUAAUUUGUGAAUGAAUUAAAUGGUUUUGGUACAUG